Anolis sagrei ordinatus is the source of this 1191-nucleotide messenger RNA. RefSeq names its product transmembrane protein 179B (gene TMEM179B). The record is from RefSeq and is a predicted model, not a curated record. NCBI's taxonomy places the organism in Eukaryota, Metazoa, Chordata, Lepidosauria, Squamata, Anolidae.
GCUUCCUUUCCUUUUCCUCCUUCAGCCAGGAUGCCUCCUUCUGCUGCGGCCGGAGGUGGUGGUCUGGGCAUGUUGCUGGCCGGCCUGGCCCUGAGUGCGGCUUCUUUCCUGUGUGGAGUCAUUUGUGCCUCUGCCCUCACCGUCACCCAGGGGGAGUUCGGGGGCCGCUGCAUCCUCUAUGGCUCGGUGCGCUACGACGGGAACAUCAGCCUCUCGGCCUCCAGCCCUCCGUCCCUCUGCCGCUUCGUCUCCGCCGUCUCCAUCCUGACCGCCGUCCUCUCCUUCGUGGUCUUGAUCCGCGGCAUCUACUGCGCCUGCUUCGGAGAGCGGGGCCCGGGCAGUGGCGUGUGGCUCAAGGGCUCCUUGGCGGUCUCGGCCGGCGUCCUUUUCUUCCUGAUGGUCUCCGCUUGCAUCCUUCGGGUCGGGAUGGACACUCUGUGCGCUUCCAUCCAGAGAUCCGCUGCAGCCUUAAGCUGCCAAGAAGCCCAGCACCAAAAGUGGGCCCCUCCAAUCCGCGCUGAUAGGUUUUAUGACAACCUCUACACGGCGGAGUCGGCCGCUUGGGUGAACUUCUUCUUCUGGUGCCUGAUGAUCGCAAUGCUCUCCGUGUCGUACUUCAACAGAAGCCAGAAUCAGACGCCCCGAGUCGGCGGUCAGCCGUGGUCCGAAGAGGCGGCGCCCAUCAUUGGGACCGGCGGGUCGCUCAGACCUUGAGAGCCAUUUGUCUCUAUCAAUCCUUUCAUUCUAAGAAUAGGACAAUAUGGCCGCCUUUGCGUCAAGAGGAGCAUCCCUUAAUGUUUUGUGGCUCCGACGGAUUCUGCAAAGGAUGCUUGGAAUCCGAAAACGAUCGCAACUCUUGGCCGGCGUCCUCUCCUUAAUACUUUGCGAGACGUUACCGUGUGUGGUCGAACCUGUUCCCAGAGACUUUAUUAUUUAGUUAGUUCAGCUUUUAAUUGUAUAGUUUAUGGGAGGGAACCUCUUUCUCUUUAAGAGCCUCAUAGCCAGAUCCAGCAGAUUCCUUGAAGUCGGCCAUUUUGAAAGAGGAGCAAGGAAGCCGAACACAGCGCUCGUUGGGAAGUUGGUACUACAAGUUGAAGAAACCCUGCUAUAGGUGUAUGGAAGGAAGCAAGUCUUCAACUUUUCCUACGAACCAACCGUCUAAAUAUCGUAAUGAAUGCAGGAGGACGCACU